AUUAGUUCCCACUGUUGCGCUACCUCACCCAACAAACACAACUAGAACCAUGCGGGCCGCUGUUUUCGUGACACUUCUCCUUCCACUUUGCUGUUGGUCGUACCACUAUAAAGCGAUUUCCACGCCAGUUGCUUUCCAUGCUUGUUUAACGACAAAUGGAAACUCUCUGGGACGACUCCAUGUCUUACCUUUUGACAGAGUAAUUACAGAUACCUGGGAGGGUUACAUCCGACACAGUAGUUCCUAUAGAAUACCUGUCACUGGUGUUUAUGUGAUAACCUGGGUAACUCCUGUUGUCGGCAAUAUUCCGCUAGAACUAGUUAUAAAUGGGCAACAGCGAGGUCGCACCGCUCCAGCGAGUCCUAAGGGUGAAGGCAAAUCUCAGACCACGACUGGAGUGGCAGUUUUGUUCCUUUACCGACGCGACGUUGUUUCGAUCCGUACCCAUCCGGAUUUUCAUCCAGUCGGAUUUAUUGCCAACAACAAAUGGCAAGAUAGUUGUCUCUCGCUGUGGAGAAUUUAAUUAUUCCCGAGUAAGAACGUUUCAAUCCAUUUCUGUAAAUAAAUAUAGAAAUCUGGAAGUUUAUCAUUGAAAAGCUUAUCAAUAAAAUGAUUUAAAGUGUUA
Magallana angulata is the source of this 625-nucleotide messenger RNA. RefSeq lists its product as uncharacterized. Gene Ontology annotation, molecular function: protein binding. The record is from RefSeq and is a predicted model, not a curated record. The transcript has 2 exons. The coding region runs from base 50 to 523 and encodes 157 amino acids. Lineage: Eukaryota; Metazoa; Mollusca; Bivalvia; Ostreida; Ostreidae.